Molecule: messenger RNA, 1659 nt
Organism: Fomitopsis serialis
Lineage: Eukaryota; Fungi; Basidiomycota; Agaricomycetes; Polyporales; Fomitopsidaceae
Product: DnaJ-domain-containing protein
Exons: 6
Coding region: 1-1479 (492 amino acids)
Source: RefSeq, a predicted model, not a curated record
AUGAGCAGCACGUACCCGACCAUCCAGUCGCGCCCCCUCGCACCUCACAUCGCCACGACCUGCACACACUGCUCUUCCCCGCUCGAAUUCCCCGUACCCCAACCUCUUCCACGCCCGUCGACAGCCCUCAACGUCCGCUGCUUCAGCUGCAGCAAAGUCUUCUCGCACGCCUUCUACCCCACCCAGGUCCCCGGCCUCGCGAACAGCGUGUCCGGAACGAGCGGACAUGGGCCCUCUCGGAGCCAGAGCGGCGGCGGCGCAAGCGGUGGUGCACAGGCGGCAAAGAGAGGACGGAAGAUUGGCACACAGGAAAAGCCGCUGGAGACAGGGUACUACGACCUGCUGGGCGUGCCGGUAGACGCGAGCACGGAGGACAUCAAGAAGGCAUAUCGGCGCCUUGCCAUCAAGUUCCAUCCGGACAAGAACCGCGACGACCCUCAUGCGGAAGAGCGCUUCAAGGAAAUCGCCAUCGCCUACCAGACACUGUCCGACCUCGAAUUGCGUAGAAAGUAUAACGAGUUUGGGUCCAAGGACAGCGCACCGGAGGGCGGCUUCGUCGAUCCAGAGGAAGUGUUCGGAACAAUCUUCGGUGGUGAGCGGUUCGUGCCCAUCAUUGGCCACAUCAGCCUCGCGAAGGACAUGAAGGCGGCGCUGCAGGAAGCGGAGGAGAUGGAGGAGGAUGCAGAAGGCAAACCCAUUGAGAAGGAUGCGAAGGGGCGGGAGAUUCUCUCACCAGAGGAGAAGGCGCGAAGAGAGGAGAAGGCUAGGAAGACAGCCGCAGAGGUGAGCAUUGGACCCCACGCCGAACCCGCGGCGCGAGCAGAACGCGUCGCGAAACUCAUGGAGAACCUGGAGCGCAAGCUGGGCAUUUUCACCGAGUCCGCGACAGGCCCGAGCGACGAGCAGGUCACUCAGAGCUAUCGGACGAUAUGUCAGCUUGAGGCAGAAGAACUCAAACGUGAGUCCUAUGGCGCCGAGCUACUCCAAACAAUCGGCUUCGUCUACGUCUCGAAGUCGAAGCAGUACCUCGCCUCGAACCAGACCUUCCUCGGCGUCGGCGGGUGGCUGCACAACGUGCAGGGCAAAUAUCACGUCUUCAGCGAAACAAUGUCGACGCUGCGUGCGGCGAUGGACCUGAAGAACGUCUUCGAGCAGAUCCAGGCGGCCGAGAAGGCGGGCAACCUCUCGCCGGAGGAGCGGCAGCGGCUGGAGGAGCAGGCGGCAGAGAAGGGCCUGCAGGCUCUGUUCAAGGGCACGAAACUCGAGAUAGAGUCGGUCCUCCGCGAGACGUGCGAUCGCAUGCUCGAGGACCCGGCGCUCCCGCGGGGCAAGGCGCAGCUGCGCGCGAUCGCACUGCAGAUCCUGGGCGAGGCGUACAUGGCGGUGCGCAAGGACGAGGCUGAGGCGAGAGAGGAGAGCGAGUACGUGAAGGUGGAGACGAAGAGCAGUCGGCAGCGCGACCAGCAGCGAGCACAGUAAGCUUGAUGAUCGACGAUGAGCGAGGUAAUUCUCCUGUGUUAGCACUGUGAUACUGAUAGGGUGGUUUGGACGGCCGCAGUCGUGGAUAGUGUGCUUUGCUGUGUAGACCCGUGUAGCUAUAAUACUCUUUCGAUGCGCACCCGAUUCUCGCGCUGUUCGCCAGAUGUUGGUCCUACUUCA